This is a messenger RNA of Plodia interpunctella (Indianmeal moth), 2379 nucleotides long. RefSeq lists its product as uncharacterized. Gene Ontology annotation, molecular function: ATP hydrolysis activity; ATP binding. NCBI's taxonomy places the organism in Eukaryota, Metazoa, Arthropoda, Insecta, Lepidoptera, Pyralidae. The transcript has 12 exons. The coding region runs from base 123 to 2240 and encodes 705 amino acids. The record is from RefSeq and is a predicted model, not a curated record.
GUGUCAACAAAAUUGCAAAGAAGAGCAGAGUUCGUUUUAGACUUUAUUCUUUCAUUAAACACAUGAAAUUAAUAUUAUCUUAUUUUCAUCUUGGUAUUUAACCAAGUAGCAUAAUAAGCAAAAUGGCUCAAUGUGGGGAAUUCCUUAAAAGCCAAUUUCCAUUAAUAGACGAUGACCUAAAGAAAUAUGUUGAGGAUAUUUUGGAGAAUAGUGCCGGAGAGUUUGAAGACACAGAAGAAGUUUAUGAAGCAGUGGGAGAAGUAUUAUCAGAAAUAUCAGAAAAGUCUGAAGAAGAUAUAAGGGAAAUAUGUGAACAAUUAUUACACAUGCUCCAGCCAGACAAAAAGUGCAACAGAAAUGGACCACGGAAAGUUCUAGAUGCUCCCAUACACUUGGCAUCUAUGACAACAAAUGUUAAUGAAACUGAUGACCUUAAAAGUAUAUGGCUGCACACUAGAGAUGAUAAUUUGAAAGUAGACCAAAAGAAAUUAGAAAAAGCAGAAGCUAAGUUACAACAGAAGCAGCAAAAACAGAAGGAGGAGAAGGCACCAGUGGCCGCUCCGGUACUGCAGACUGCCACAGCAUCACAGGUCACCUCGAAAAAGGACAAUAAGCUUGAGGCUAAAGGCACUAACAGAACCCAAGAUAUUAGGAUAGAGAACUUUGAUAUAGCAUAUGGUGAUAGAGUACUUUUACAAGGCGCUGACUUAGUCCUAGCAUUUGGGAGGAGGUACGGCCUAGUCGGUAGAAACGGUCUAGGCAAAACAACUCUUCUACGGAUGAUAGCGGGCAACCAGUUGAAGAUACCCUCGCAUAUAUCCAUACUCCAUGUUGAACAAGAGGUCAUUGGAGAUGACACAGUGGCGCUGCAAAGUGUUCUGGAAUGCGACAUGAUUAGAGAAAACUUGCUAAAAAGAGAGAAAGAGAUCACCACAGCUAUUAAUAACGGUUCCCAAGACCAGUCCCUGUCCGCGGAGCUGUCAGAGGUGUACGCGCAGCUGGAGAACAUCGAGGCAGAUAAGGCUCCGGCGCGGGCUUCCAUCAUCCUGAGCGGGCUGGGCUUCACGCCGGAGAUGCAGACUCGACCCACCAAGACCUUCUCCGGAGGCUGGCGGAUGAGACUCGCGUUGGCCAGAGCGCUGUUUUCCAAACCAGACCUGUUACUAUUGGACGAGCCGACGAACAUGUUGGACAUCAAGGCAAUCAUUUGGUUAGAGAAUUACCUCCAGAACUGGCCCACCACGUUGUUGGUGGUCUCUCACGAUAGAAACUUCUUGGACACGGUGCCUACGGAUAUACUACAUUUACACACACAGAGGAUAGACACUUAUAGGGGAAACUACGAGCAGUUCCAUAAAACGAAGACGGAGAAGCACAAGAGCCAGCAGCGCGAGUGGGAGGCGCAGCAGCAGCACCGCGCGCACACGCAGGAGUUCAUCGACAAGUUCCGCUACAACGCCAAGCGGGCCUCCUCCGUGCAGAGCAAGAUCAAGAUGCUGGACAAGCUACCAGAAUUAAAGCCAGUAGAGAAAGAAAUAGAAGUAAUACUAAGGUUCCCGGACACGGAGCCUCUGUCGCCACCCAUUCUGCAGCUGAACGAGGUCGGCUAUUACUACUCCAAGGAGAAGGUCAUAUUUUCCAAUGUCAAUCUUGGUGCUACGUUAGAAUCCAGAAUAUGUAUUGUGGGUGACAACGGUGCGGGCAAAACGACGUUAUUAAAAAUUAUAAUGGGUAUCCUCUCGCCCACCAGUGGGGUGUGCAACGUACACCGUGGGUUAAAAUUUGGAUACUUUUCGCAACAUCACGUGGACCAAUUAGAAAUGGACGUCAACUCUAUAGAACUUUUGCAGAAAGCAUACCCAGGCAAGACGAGUGAAGAGUACAGAAGACAACUGGGCAGUUUCGGCGUGAGCGGCGACCUGGCGCUGCAGACGGUGGCGAGCCUCUCCGGCGGACAGAAGUCGCGGGUGGCCUUCGCGCGCAUGUGCAUGGCCUGCCCCAACUUCCUCGUGCUGGACGAGCCCACCAACCACUUGGACAUUGAGACCAUUGAGGCGUUGGGCAGGGCGAUAAACAAAUAUACGGGCGGUGUAAUACUAGUAUCUCACGAUGAGAGAUUAAUACGAAUGGUGUGUAAAGAACUAUGGAUCUGCGGCAAUGGCUCCGUCAACAGUAUAGAGGGUGGGUUCGACGAGUACCGGAGGAUAGUGGAAAAAGAACUGGAGACGCAGAAUAAGUAGACAAUUAUCCUAAUACAUGCAACACAGUUAGGUAUCGUCAUACAAAUCGAGGCUUAUUUUUGUAUGUAAGUCACAAAAAUUGUGAUAGAUUUACAUGAAUUGAUGUUUUGACGUCCUAAUUAGUAAGUCCGUGCGCAUC